Brienomyrus brachyistius is the source of this 7592-nucleotide messenger RNA. It is a transcript of the gene cdc6, whose product is annotated as cell division cycle 6 homolog (S. cerevisiae). Bases 101 to 1780 code for a protein of 559 amino acids. NCBI's taxonomy places the organism in Eukaryota, Metazoa, Chordata, Actinopteri, Osteoglossiformes, Mormyridae. The record is from RefSeq and is a predicted model, not a curated record. Gene Ontology annotation, cellular component: nucleus. Gene Ontology annotation, molecular function: DNA replication origin binding; ATP hydrolysis activity. Gene Ontology annotation, biological process: mitotic DNA replication checkpoint signaling; DNA replication initiation; cell division. The transcript has 12 exons.
UUGUGUGGAUUUCGCGCGAAUUCUGCAGCAGGGCUUUUGCUUUCAUUCGUCGGCGACGCUGGUGGUCGUGCAUUGUUGCUGCUGCGAAAGAGAAACAAAGAUGCCCAGCACUCGUUCUCAGAGUCAGCCCACCCUGCAGUUCCCCCGCAGGAAGUCGUCCAGGGUGAACUCCACGCCGAAGAACGUGGUUCAGUCUCCUGACCCUGGCAGCAUAAAACUCAAUGGUGCUUUGCAACAGUCGCCUUCCUCAAAGUCUACCACUGUGAGAAACGACAAAGGUGCCCCACGGAGCCCCAGACAAGGUGUUUUGCCCCUUAGUCCUCGGAAACGCACAGGAGAUGAAAAUGGGUGCAACCUGCCCUCACAACUUAAGGGAUCGCCUCCAAAAUUGAUCUGCCGAAGGUUGCCAGCAUCUUCACCCCGCAAGCUGACUUUUGAUGAGAACAGCCCAGUGUGUUCUGUUCAGCACAAAGACCCAGCUUCCCCCAAGUCUACCUGUUCUGAGCAGGAGCCAUUGAACUCCCACUCGCCCGUAAAUUGUUCUUCACAGACUCCCGGCAGCACCCGGUCCUGUCCUGGGAAGCGUGCACCCGUCGUCCGGCUAUUUCCCUCAGAAGAGUCUCUCUAUCAGAGUGUGAAACAGGCCCUUCACACAACAGUUCCGGAGUGCUUGCUUUCCCGGGAAGCUGAGCGGGCAACCAUCCGUUCCUUUUUGGUGGAGCGGGUGUUGAGAGGACUUCCUUCGAGCCUCUAUGUUUCUGGGGCACCGGGCACAGGCAAGACAGCCUGCCUUAACUGUAUGCUGGAAGAGAUGGAGAAUGAUCUUCGGGCUGUGCAGACAAUAGUCGUCAACUGCAUGACUCUGCGCACUUCCCACUCCAUAUUUCCCCUGCUGUGCAAACGGCUUGGGGUUUCUGGGGAUAACCGAUGUCUCGAAAAGCUUCUAACCAAAGCAGGCCCUACAGUACUUCUGGUCCUAGAUGAGAUGGAUCAGCUGGACAGUAAAGCUCAGGACGUUCUUUAUUCACUCUUUGAGUGGCCUCACCUGCCUGGAUCUCGCCUCUGUCUCAUUGGUAUUGCCAAUGCGCUGGACCUGACGGAUCGCAUCCUGCCCCGAUUACAGGCUCGACCCAACUGUCGGCCCCAAUUGCUUCACUUCCCGCCUUACAGCAGACAGGAGCUGACCGCUAUAGUUCAGGAUAGGCUCUCAAAAGUUCCAGGCAGUGCUGUCUUGGACGCGGCCGCAGUGCAGUUUUGUGCCAGAAAAGUGUCUGCAGUUUCAGGAGAUGCUCGAAAAGCGUUAGACAUCUGUAGGAGGGCUGUGGAGAUGGUGGAGUCUAGGGCCAACAUGCCUAAUCAGUCGUCUGAACAGAGAGAAUUACGAGUGAGCGUGCCCCAGGUGGCGCAGGUGCUGUCCGAGGUCUACGGGGAUCGUAUGGCUGCAGGAGGAGGGGCUGAUGAGAGCUUCCCUCUCCAGCAAAAGCUGCUGGUCUGCUGUCUGCUGAUGCUGAUACGCCAGGGGAAAAGCCGUGAAGUCCAUCUUGGAAAGCUUCAGGAGGCAUAUAGUCGUCUGUGUGCUGAAAAGCAAGUGGUGGGUGUCGGCCAAAGUGAGUGUCUAUCCCUGUGCAGUCUGUUGGAGAGCAGAGGGAUCUUCUCCCUCAGGAAGGCCAAAGAGGCACGCCUCACAAAGGUGUCUCUAAAGAUUGAAGAGAGGGAUGUGGAGAAUGCCUUGAAAGACCGCGCACUCCUUGGCAGCAUUUUAUCAGCUGGUCUUCCAUGAUUUCUGGACAUGCAUCAGUUUGUGGCUGGAAAUGGAUAUUUUGUGUGCUUCAUGUAGCUUGGUAUUUCAGUGGUGUAUCCUAGCUUACUUUUUAUGCUUUUAUUAUUUUGGUUCUUUGGCUGGCCAGUGUUUUAUUGUCACAUCACCUAGUUCAAAUAAAGUUGUACAAUAGUCUGUUUUAACAAUUAGUAUUAAUAUUGCUUUACUUGCAAUGGGCAACUGAGAAAAUCUGACUUGUAUGAAAAUGUGCAUUAAAAUAAGUACAGAGUUCGAACAAGAAUUACACCAUUCGUGCUUUUCGGUCUGGUGAGCAUUAGUUCAAAUGAAAUUUCAGAUGACCUGAAAUUGUAUGGAUGGCUCAGUGGGCAGUAGGGUUGGGCGAUAGCAUGUCGUUAUUAUAAUUAUUGUUCAUGUGCAAUAAUCACCAGGGCUUUAGAUCAGUGAUUCCCAACCGGGGGUACGCGUACCCCUAGUGGUACGCGAGCACAUUACAGGGGGUACGUGGAAAAAAUUUUUAUAUUUAAUUUCCCUGAUGAUGGGUAAAUAUUAUCAGCCAUUCCAUUAGCUGUGCCUUGGUAUAGAAAGAAAAUCUAUCUGGGAUGUGUUGCUUAAUGAAUAACAAACCCAGCUUUUAUCAAUGAAAAGAGCAAAAAAAGACAUAAACUAUUGAAUCAUCAACACAUUUGACAAAGGGGGUACUUGUGGUAUGAGAAAAUCUCUCAGGGGGUACACAAUUCAAAAAAGGUUGGGAAACACUGCUUUAGAUGACGGGUGAAAUAUUUGGUCGGAUGCCAGUUUUCGGUACUAUACGGACUCUUGUUUGCUCCUGUAAUUUGGUAAGCAGGUUAGUAGUAUGGCAAAAAUAUUAAUGAGAUGCGUUUUGUGAUGCUCAAAAGUUAGUGAUAUGUAUGAACUUGGCAUUUUUGUUUAAGUUUCAUAGGUGGAGCACACCGCGUGAUUGCGGUCUGUUAUACUAUGGUUUGGUAUCCUUCAGUGUGAUAUGCACUGAAAUGGCGGUGAAGCAAGGAUAAGCAAGGUAAAAAGACGUUAGUGGUGUGGUGGUACUUUUUGCAGUUUAAAAUCCGACAUUUUUUUUAAACCAGGAUAUGCCGAAUUUAUACUGAUUGCUGACUCUUGGGCAUUGGGCCUCAAUAUUUUAGCUGUACUACUAAACUGCUUACCAAAUUGUUUGCAUGAAUAAAUGUUUGUAUGGUGCAGAAAAGCUGGCGUCAGGCCAAAUGUUUUUGCCCAUCACCUGAAGCCCUGGUGGUUUUUACUCAUGCGUGAUAUAAUAUCGGUAUGAUAUCGCCGGGCAGCAUUGUUAGCUCAUACCUCCAGGGUUGCUGGUUCUGUCCUGCACGUGGAGUCUGGAUGUUGUGCAAAUUUAGUAUUGCUGCUCAGAGACAUGUAGCUUAGCUAAUUGGUAUCUGUGAAUUGCCCAUAGACUGAGCCUGUAUUUGCUCUGUGGUGGACUGGCAUCCUGUUCAGGGUGUUCCCCAGCCUUUUGCUAUAUGCUACCUGGGAUACACGCCCCCUCAUAACCCUGGUUAGUGGUUUCCUUUCAUGCUGUUACAGCUGUGGUCACUUUGGAAUGUUUCUGGUUUAAUGUUGAUGCUUAAAAUGGGAAAUUAGAAUUGCAUGGUCAUUCAAUUCUAAAUGACAGGUAGUAUUUGCAUUCGUAAAUUGAACGGCAAUGCAGAAUAGCAUAUUUGAAACUAGUGGUUUGACACUUUGUGCAGAAUUCUAGGAAAAAGUAUUACAGCCCCCAUCAGGAUUAUUUCCAAAACAGACUUUUGGUUGUUUCAACGUUUUGUUCAGAGGGUGUACAUUUCCCUUUGACCUCGGGCAUAAACUUUUAAGGACUGCAGUUGAAAACCUCUGCCUUAGCAUGUCUUUGGACUGUGGGGGGGAAACCCCAUGAAACCCGUAGGGAACAAACCCCCCCCCCCACACACACAGCCGGAGCAGAGACUGAAGCCCCUGGUCCCACAGGUGGGAAGCAACAGUGCUAACCACUGCACCUCUGUGCCCCCCUGUUUUAAGUGACAUAUUUAUAUUUACAAAUUCUUAAACCAUAGUUGUUGAAUAUUAUAUGCAUUAUAGCGGCAUGUGCUGUGUUUCCCUACCUGCCUUAAAUUGCAGGUGCAUUGUUGUUAGUAUGUAUUUUAAUUUCCAAUGCAAUGGACGGUAUCCAUAACACUUCCUUAUGUCCAUCAAUAAGUCCUUUAGCUAUUUCAUUGUCACAUUUUAAGCAAUAAAGGUCUGUUUUAACAAAUCUGGUUGAACAAAAUGUAAAAGCUGUAUUUGAAUCUUGCAAUUUAUAUAAUCUAGUCGUUUGAUCCAUUCAGUGGAACAAAAAACCAGCUCAAAAGUCGCUGUCGUGUUAUAAAUACCAUAGAUGUUCAAUUAUAACCUCGCCUCCCACACUACAGCUUCGCUGCAUCAUUCUUUCAAGCCUCAACACGCUUUUCUCUGGUUAACUUUGCAUAUACCAAGUUACGAGUCCCACACAAAAAACCCAAAAAUUGUUUUUUUUUGGUUCCUUUCAAAUUCUCUUUCAGUAUAUGCAAGCGAAAUUUCCUUAAGUUAAAUGUAAAAGAUGUUAUGAUAUAGGAAAAGUAAUGUAAUAGAAACUUGUGCCAUUAUAAACAAAAUGAAAAUGAAAUAAUUUACAUGUAUUGGCCAGUUACGGGGGCGGCAUGGUGGUGCAGUGGUUAGCACUGUUGCCUCACACCUCUGGGACCCGGGUUUGAGUCUCCGCCUGGGUCACGUGUGUGUGUGUGUGUGGAGUUUGCAUGUUCUCCCCAUGUCGUUGUUGGGUUUCCUCCGGGUACUCCGGUUUCCCCCCCACAGUCCAAAAACAUGCUGAGGCUGAUCGGAGUUGCUAAAUUGCCCGUAGGAUUGCAUGUGUGAGUGAAUGGCAUGUGAGUGCGCCCUGUGAUGGGCUGGCCCCCAUCCUGGGUUGUUCCUUACCUCGUGCCCAUUGCUUCUGGGAUAGGCUCCUGACCCCCCGCGACCCAGUAGGAUACGCGGUUUGGAAAAUGGAUGGAUGGCCAGUUACAUCUGCAGCCUGGACUUUGUAAGAUAUAUGUCGAGCUUUUAUUUUCAUGAAGUGGACCUGUCACCUCUUUUGUUUAUCAGAGUAUUUAUCAUUGCCGUAUCAAGGUGCACCGUUCAGUGUAGAGUAUAAAAGAGACAACUGUUAUCUCUGGGUAUCCAUGGAGACUGCUGCAUAAACAGAGCUCGGAGUUUUACUUACACAAAUGUACUGAGGGCAGAAAGAUUGGUUCAGUGAGAUAGCCAAUCAGAUUAUAGAGGAUGUGGGUCCAAGACAUUUGAUUUGCCAGAAUUGAUCAAGGGGUGACUUUUUGUGAGACUUCCUUUUAUGCCCUGGUUUUGGGUAGGACUAAUGAGAUGAGGCUGUGAACCAGGUAUGAUGGUGUGGGUAAGCAUACAGUCAUGCGAGUCAAGAGAACUAAUUUCUGAGGGAUAGGACCUCAUUGAGAAUUCCUGUCAGGUUCAAAUGUUCAUCAUAGCGUAGCUGAAGGAAGGUUCCUAGGGGAGCAGUUACUCUUUGUGCUAUAACUCCUUUGGUCUUCCCAUUAACAAUGGCAGGUCUUUCUUUUUACUGGAUACUCCUGAACAGAUAAAGGUUUGCGUUUCCAUUACUGUACCUUUGUUUUUACACAACAAAGUUUUCAAAGGGAUUUGUCAAUGUAUAAACUCCCUUUGAAGAAUGUUAAGGACUAACAACUGUUCCAACAAAGUGAAAAGGCAGUGGAUACUAUAUCAAAUACAAAUCAAGACACAAGCUAAACCUUGAUGGUUCAAAUCAGGUAGGGUGACCAUAUAAUCCAUGUCGGGGAGGAAGCUAGGACAGGAUUUGUAAACUACUAUAUUAGGUAACAGGGUCUAAAGUUCACGUAAGCACUGAGUUCUUGCUAUGUGCUGAUUGGUCAGUCUCCAAUAAUCACAUGUGCCACUAAUGUUAAUGUGAAACAGCUGGAUGAGUUUUUCAAUCAAGGAAACAAGUAAAAGAGCAAGAGGAACUGAACUAUGUAGCCAAGCACAGGAGCCUUUCAGUUUUAAAGUAGUUCGUAAAACCCAAAGUAGCUCAAAGUGUCCCCCUGACAUGGGUUAUCUGCUCAGGGACAUCACAAUAAGUGCAGCAUUUUACUUUGAUUCCUUGUCGCUCAGCAAACUGCCUUGGGUGACGUUGGAUCAUAUGCAAGAUUUACUCUGUGCCACCAAUCUUCAGACCUGCUAAUAUUGCAUUUGUUUGCAGCCAUUUAAGUAGCAAUUCAUUUCAGCAAAACAGCAUUUUGCAAGAAUCCAGUAAAAUAGCAAUGCAUCCAUACAUAUUCAUAGUAUUUAUAAGUUAUUCAUAGUGAUGUGAAAUAAUACAAAGCUGUCACUUGAUUGGCUGUUGUGUGAAUCGCAGACUGUGGAUAACGAGGCAAUACUUUAUUGCAAGGCUGCAUGAAAGACUGGAAGAAAUAUCUAGUUUCUGCAUCAGUGCCACGGACAUUGCUAAUGUGAAUUUUCAGUCCAGUCAUUGAUGACCAUAUACAGUUUAAAAAUUACUUUAGGAAACUCAAGGGGUUGACAAAAUUAUGCGAACACCAAAUAAUAUACAAAUAUCAAGUAACCAACAAAGUAUAUAAGCAGUCAUACAUGUCUUGAACUUCGUGUAGUGGGAUAUUCCAGGUUUUUUCAGGAUAAAGGAAGCAGAAAUUUGUUUAGCACUUUUCACUCCACAACUUCCCAUUACAGUUGGUGAUGGAAGUUGUUUCAUUCUAAUUUGUUUAGCAGUGUUUAAGGGGACAUUAUCACACUCCAAUAUGAGAAAAUCAGGAUAGAUGAGUGUUUGCAUGACCAGCUCAUCUGACAAUAUUACGCACAAGUUUAAUGCUAUAUGCUACCUGGGAUACGCGCCAGGUUAACACAAGAUAUCACUUUGGGUUAUUUUUGUGGCUGUGCUUUGUGUCAUGUUUAGCAACCAUCCUGUUAAGUGUCUACCAGCGUUGACUUUGCCAAUGCUGUUUGUUGGCACAAGUUGCAAUGUUUUGAAACUGUUCCUCCCAAUGUUUCAUUUGUGACUAAUGCACCUGUCAUUUUGCUGUCAUGUUUAGUCAUGUCACCAUUUGAACUCCCAUACUGUUAAUUGUAUUCAGUUUAAUAUGACUCACCUGUGGAGUUGACUGUGAUUUAUCCGUCAACUCAUCAACCCAUCAGUCUGUCCUCUAGCUGUUUGUAUAGGGUCAUGGGAGGUCUGCAGCCUAUCCCAGGCAGCACGGGAUUCAGACUAGGAACACCCUAGACAGUAGGUUUGCUACCCAGUGAGCAACUGUGCUGCCCGUAUGUACAACCUUGAUUAAAUUAGUACAUGUAUCACUAUAGGUACAUGGUUUUUAAUACAUUGAUUUUGUCCUGGCCACCCAAAUUCAAAGUGCUUGAUUCAAUGUUUUAUGUAAUUCCUGACUGAAAAGAAUGAAGAUUGAAAAACAAUGAACAUGACGUUCAUUGGGGAAGAUGGUGGCACAGGAGGUAGUGCUUUCAUUCGGAACUGGAGGGUUGCAGGUUCGAGCCCUGGUUCCUCCUGACCCCAUCAAAGUGUCCUUGAGCAAGACACUGAACCCCAAAUUGCUCCCGGUGAGCAGGUUGGCACCUUGCAUGGCAGCCUCCGCCACCGGUGUGUGAAUGAGUGUGUGGAUGGGUGAAUGUGAGGCAUGAAAUGUAAAGCGCUUUGAGUAGGCGUUGUCAGUUGCUACUUAGUAAAAAGAAAGAAGGAAGAAAUCACCAUUUCCAAAAA